AUGAUUAUGGAUUUUCUGAGCGAGAAGUUUGCCCUGAAGAGCCAGCCGAGCAAGAACAGUGACUUUUACAUGGGAGCAGGAGGCACUUUGGAGCACGUUAUGGAAACUUUGGACAAUGAGUCCUUUUACAGCAAAACGUCAGGCAGCAAAUGCGUGCAGGCCUUCAACCCUCUGCAAAGGGCUGAGCAUCAUGUGAGGCUGGAGAGAACCUCACCCUGCCAGGACAAUAACGUGAACUAUGGAAUUACUAAAGUGGAAGGACAGCCUCUUCACACAGAGCUGAACAGGCCCAUGGACAAUUGCAACAAUCUCAGGAUGUCUCCAGUGAAAGGGAUGCAGGAGAAGGGCGACCUGGAUGAACUCGGUGAUAAGUGUGACAGCAACGUCUCCAGCAGUAAGAAGAGGAGGCACAGAACAACUUUCACCAGUUUGCAGCUGGAGGAACUGGAGAAAGUUUUCCAGAAAACUCAUUACCCCGAUGUCUAUGUAAGAGAACAGCUAGCUCUGAGAACAGAGCUCACUGAGGCCAGAGUCCAGGUUUGGUUCCAGAAUAGAAGAGCAAAAUGGAGGAAAAGAGAACGUUAUGGUCAGAUCCAGCAAGCUAAGAGCCAUUUUGCUGCCACCUAUGAUAUAUCUGUUCUUCCAAGGACUGACAGCUACUCUCAGAUUCAGAACAAUCUGUGGGCAGGGAAUGCGGCUAGCGGCUCUGUGGUUACUUCCUGCAUGCUACCACGAGAUACUUCCUCCUGUAUGACACCUUAUUCCCAUUCACCCCGGACAGAUUCCGGCUACACAGGCUUUUCAAACCACCAGAAUCAGUUCAGCCAUGUGCCCCUCAACAAUUUUUUCACUGACUCUUUACUUUCUGGGGCAACCAAUGGACAUGCUUUUGAAACCAAGCCGGAAUUUGAAAGGAGGUCCUCCAGCAUUGCAGUUCUACGGAUGAAAGCCAAAGAGCAUGCUGCCAAUAUUUCCUGGGCCAUGUAA
This is a messenger RNA of Struthio camelus australis, 987 nucleotides long. RefSeq names its product ALX homeobox 1 (gene ALX1). Gene Ontology annotation, biological process: negative regulation of DNA-templated transcription; embryonic skeletal system morphogenesis; positive regulation of transcription by RNA polymerase II. NCBI's taxonomy places the organism in Eukaryota, Metazoa, Chordata, Aves, Struthioniformes, Struthionidae. The record is from RefSeq and is a predicted model, not a curated record. Gene Ontology annotation, molecular function: RNA polymerase II transcription regulatory region sequence-specific DNA binding; DNA-binding transcription activator activity, RNA polymerase II-specific.